This is a messenger RNA of Haemonchus placei, 432 nucleotides long. NCBI's taxonomy places the organism in Eukaryota, Metazoa, Nematoda, Chromadorea, Rhabditida, Trichostrongylidae. The record is from the annotation of a GenBank genome assembly.
AUGCACGAAAAACUCAAAUUUGGCAUCGACUCGAUACUCGAUCCGUGCUUUGGCAGGACGUCCGUCGAAAAGGACUCAUCACUGGAUUUGAAGAUUCACGAUCAACACAGUCCUUCCACCGCCAUCAGCCCAUGUUCUUCGUUUGGUGCCAGUCCACCAGCACCAGUCAUCGACAACCGAGCCUUGUUUCCUGCAUGGGUAUUCUGCACCAGAUACUCGGAUCGUCCAUCAUCUGGUCCAAGAUCCCGAAAACCAAGAAAACGUGAGAUGUCAGAAGAGGAAAAGCGACCUCGUACAGCCUUCACUCCCGGACAAUUGGAUCGACUCAAGAAACAGUUCCUCGAUAACAGGUACAUUUGUGGGUGCAUAAAAAGCAAAAAAAACUUGAUUGUUCGAUCGUCAUGUAAAGUAGUGGACUGUAGCGCAAUUUAG